AUGGCGCCGCAGGUCAAUUUCGUGACGGGCAACGCCAACAAACUGCGCGAGGUCAAGGCCAUCCUGGAGCCCGCCAUCGAGGUCAACAGCCGGCCGCUCGACCUCGACGAGGUCCAGGGAUCCAUCGAAGAAGUCACAAUCUCCAAGUGCCGGCGAGCGGCCGAGCUGGUCAACGGACCGGUCCUGGUCGAGGACACGGCCCUGUCUUUCAAUGCUCUGAACGGCCUGCCUGGUCCUUACAUGUUUGUCACUCUCUCACCGCCCCCCGCUCGCUACUCUCUCCCGUCCCUUGCUCACGUCUACGGAUCCAAAGAAAGUGGUUUCUGUCGGGAAUCGGACAUCAAGGCCUGA
Drechmeria coniospora is the source of this 351-nucleotide messenger RNA. RefSeq lists its product as uncharacterized. Lineage: Eukaryota; Fungi; Ascomycota; Sordariomycetes; Hypocreales; Ophiocordycipitaceae. The coding region runs from base 1 to 351 and encodes 116 amino acids. Gene Ontology annotation, cellular component: cytoplasm. Gene Ontology annotation, molecular function: nucleoside triphosphate diphosphatase activity. Gene Ontology annotation, biological process: nucleoside triphosphate catabolic process. The record is from RefSeq and is a predicted model, not a curated record. The transcript has a single exon.